Molecule: messenger RNA, 11808 nt
Organism: Scophthalmus maximus (turbot)
Lineage: Eukaryota; Metazoa; Chordata; Actinopteri; Pleuronectiformes; Scophthalmidae
Gene: snphb
Product: syntaphilin b
Exons: 5
Coding region: 4331-6676 (781 amino acids)
Biological process (GO): neuron differentiation
Cellular component (GO): cytoplasmic microtubule; mitochondrion
Source: RefSeq, a predicted model, not a curated record
CCCUCUGAAGGGACUGCAGCCCAAACGCCGCUUGAAGCAAAUACUGGCGUCCUCGCCUGUGCCCAAGCCGGUGUCGGGGUCUCAGACAACUGCACCAGUGACCACGGCAACGUUGGCAAUUCCUGUGCCCGCGCCCCCUGCGUGAGACACACUUAUAAUCACAGUCUCAGAGAGCAUGCGCCAUAGCUAUAACUCCGGCAUGCAAUGUAGCCACUAAAACAAGGCAAACAAACAGCACACAGGCUAUAUGCUCCGUCUGACUUCGACACCACUAUCGCUUCAUUCUCUGAUUGACUGUUUGCUAAGCCCUGCAGCGCUUACUGUUGCUACACUUCUACCGCAUGUCUGCAGUUUAUAAUGAUAAUAGCAAUAGUUUUCAGAAUUCAUAGAGCCUGUUGAAAUAGUGGGUCCUUGAUUUGAGACAGAGGUAGACAAUAAUAGCUUCUUACUUCCAGUCGACGUCUACACUAUCCGUUUGGCAAAAAUGACAAAUGUAACUGGCAGAUUCAUCAGCUGUAGCUAGCUCAGUAAGCUAAUGUUAGCUCCAUGACUUGGUGGAAUACACAGUUACCAGCAAAUUUGUUCGGAUUCUUUCUUAAACAAAAGCAUUUAAAAAUGGUCUUAAAUAUGUAAAUAUAAAGAUUGAUCUUGAAUUUCAGUGUAUACCAGUCAAAGUAAACUCAUUUCGUUCGCUCAAUAGUGUUUGGCAGUUUAUUUUGUAUCCUUCUUUGCACUUUCAACUGUGUCUUUAAGGAUGACAUAACAUUGCAUUAAUUUACUGAGGGACCCCAGUAGUGAGGUUGUUGGGUUCGGACAUCGAUCCUGUAGUAACCCUGUAUGUGCGGCCCUUGAGGUAGGAUACAAACAGGGAGAGUGUCGAGUCUGAGACUCCCAGAUGUUGGAGGGUGGAGAGGAGGAUCUGGUGAUUUGCUGUGUCAAAAGCUGCUGACAGGUCAAGCAGGAUGACAACAGAGGAGAGGGAGGCUGCUCGAGCUGUGUGAAGUUCCUCUGUGACAGCUAGGAGGGCAGUCUCUGUUGGUUUCCCUGCCUUGAAUCCUGACUGAAGGUCAAUAAGGUUGUUCUGGUGGAGAUAUGGAGAAAGUUGAGUUAAAACAGCACGUUCAAGAGCUAUGGAAAGAAAUGGAAGAAGAGAGACCGGUCUGUAGUUUCUCACUUCAGAUGGGUCGAGUGUAGGUUUCUUUAAAAAAGAGGAUUCACGUUUGCUGCUUUAAGAGUGUUGGUAAAGUAACAUGUCAGAAAUGUAUUGAUGGAUGGGUGGGGCGUACCCGCCGAGAGGUUAGAGGACAGAGGGAGUCCAGGGAAGAGGACAAGGUGGAGAGAAGAGUGUCUGUGGCAUAGUCAGCAGGCAGGAGUGAGAAGGAGUCACCUGAAGGGAGAGCUGAUAGGACAGAUGAGCCAAGAGAGGAGGGAGACAGGGAGCAAAGGUUGCGGCAGACAGGUACAGUAUGAGUGGAAGAGGAAGGGUGAGGAGUUAGAGAGAGGGGAAGAGUGUAGGAUAUGAAUAAGUGGUCAGAGACAUGGAGAGUAGUGACAGAGAGCUCGGUGGUAGAGCAGUUUCUGGUGAAUAUAAGAUCGAGUUGGUUACCAGCUUUGUGAGUUGGGGGGGGGGUAGAGUGAGAGAGCGAAGGAGGAUAGAAAGACUUACAGCUGAGAUGUUAACUUCUCUGUCUUGAUGUUCAAGUCGCUCCCACUCGUCUUCCCACGAGUGAUGAUUCUUUGACUGCUGCUUCGAACAAAUGCUGGCUUUCUACACAAGUGCUGAUUGCUGAUUGGCUACAGGGGUGAGAGCUGAACUGCAACAGUUUCCACCAUAGUCAGUGGAGAUAGAUUUUAAGAUGGAUUUAAAGCCACAAUAAACUUUACUUAGAUUUAUGUCAACAAGGCCAAAUUGUUAAAUCUAACAACAGGCAGAGCACUGUUAAGCAGGGAAAUGCCAGUUUUAGAAACUAUAUAAACUCAAUCACAGCAGAACACAGCUUAGAUCAGUAAGCAAAGUCAAUUGAAUAAAACAAGGGUAUCUAGAUAACUAGAAAAUAAAUGAGUCUAACUCAGGGAUACUGAUAUUGAUCACAGUAGAACAGUUUAGAAUCAGUCAGUAGAGACAGUGUAGCAAAACAAGGCUUUUUAAAACUAGAAGAUAAGAUUACAAGUGGUCACUAGAGACACGUGGAACAAUUAAUGCCAGGUGUAAACUGACUAAUUAGAGCUGUGAUUGACCCGAAACAGAAUUUCAUGCAGGUUAUGAACAUGACCUAAUAUAGCCAAGUUAACCAAGGAUAUGCUAGAUGGCCUUAAAAGUAACGCUUGCUGAGUUAGCUGCACAUGCAAACUAUUGCAGCUUAUGUUAGGGCUCACAUCCUCUAAAUCCAGAAUAGCUCUACAGCCCCAUGGGUGCUGCUUUAGCAUGGUAAAAAAUCCAAAGCUUGACAGGCAUGCUGUGCCUAGGUACAGUUGUUAAGCUAUUACUGUUCACUGUUUGAGGGUGUGGUUUAGUGAACAGCUGAACUGCCAACCUCUUCUACAGAGUUUGAAAUAAGUCACAGUUCCAUUUUAUGGAGCAUGAAAACAGCCAAAUGGAGUUCUCCAUUGAGAUCAUAAUCAGGUUAGGUUGUGGUAACGGCAAACAGCUCAAACUUGUGAUGUUGUUGUGUUACAUUGCCUGUGAGUCUGUUAAAGGGGCAGUAAGCGAUCGUGGAGAAAGCUUGUCUCGAUGUUGUUGUUGAUGAUUUUAAUGCACUGGCCGGGCCACGAACACGCAGCCUCGGGUAUAUGACACCUAUAGUCCAAAACCCCCGAUUUGUAGAAUACUCUGCUAGCACAUCUCUUAAGGUGUCGGGGAGUGAUGUAUGCACACGCACACAUCACUCCCCGCAGUGUUGUGUGGUGCGGACCGUUUGUUUGCAAUUUACAGAACCUGGGCGGCACACACACAGAACCCACAGGUAGCGGACGUGAGGAAAUGUUUACAGAUUUUUACUGAAUGUGUACUAGUUUAAAACCGCUUACUGCCCCACAUGCUACUGACAUACAGUAUUUACAGUAGUAUCACUAGUUAUAUGUGUAGGACUACAGCUGGAGGAUUGGUACCACCAUUUGGUCAUGGUUCUGUUAAUAUUCUUAUAGCAUGAAGUUGUGUUUGUCAGCUACAUGCACGUUAGAAAUGGCACUACUAUUUCACUGUGGAAGCAUACUGUGAUCACCAGUGAUCACUGGUUCACUGCAGCCGCUCAAUCAAACACUUACCAAUUUUUGUUUUUUAAAGCAAAGUCUCUGUCUCCACUGGAAAUGCAAAACGUAAAGGAAUAUUCCUGCACUCCACCCAUUCACAUUAACAGUAACUAACACCUGACCCCAGGGAAACACUACAGCAUGCAGCCACUACAUCAACCAGAUGGAUGGGAUGUCACAUCUUAAACAAUGUUGUGCUGGUUAUUCUGUCCCUUUGCAGGCUCACUGCUUCAGCCGAAUCUCCCUGCCUCUCUGUUAAUGUCUUGGCUUUUUGACAUAUAUUGACUGUCAAAAACGUACAGAGUAGUCAAUAUCUGUCUUCUCCUUCACACAGGACACAUUCACUCAGCGCUGGAUGUACCUAUAUAAAAUUAGAGGAUCUGUUUUCACAAAGAUGUGAAGUUGUGUUUGUGUGUCAAAUACGGCAACAGUUGUGCACGCUGGGUGCAACUCUAUUUCCAUGUUUUGGGUUUUCACUGAGUUACGGUAUCCUGUGUGCAAAUCACCCAUGGCUGCUUUGACUGGCCCUGCUUGUGAUUGGGCAACAGUCAUGUCCUUUUAAAGUAACAGUUAAUUAACUUUCACUGUAUGUCAUGCAGCAUCACUGAUUAUAAAACAAUGUUUGUCAUCAGUAUGAUGAUUGGUUGAACGUGUAAAUUCAUGUUUAUUUUCCUUUUUUUCAGCCUUAGUAUUUAGAUGAUACUGUACAGCAUGUGGUUUUACGUGGUCUCAACUGUAAUAAGGAAAGCGUGCCAUUGACUGGCAUCAAUUUGUUUAAAGGAAUAGUUUGGCAUUUAUCCACUUUCUUGCCAAAAGUAAGAGGAGUACGUCAGUAUCAGCCUUAAUGAACAUCAGGAUAAAUACAGAGACAGCAGGCUUUUAGCUUAGCCUAGCACAAAGACUGCAAGCAGGGGGGGAAGUAGACUGCCUCCACCUGCCUCAUUGAGCAUCUCUUACAUUGGCCUAUUUGAAAAAAGCCAAUUGUUUUUCCAUCGUCUAAGACUGGUUCCUCUACAGAUGAAGAGGGGACACAUCUCUUCGGUUUGACUACUGCAGGUUCAUAGAGCUAGACUACAUUCCCAUGGAGACAGGCUAUAUGGUCUCAAUGCGUCCGACUAAAGGCUAUGCAUCGACCCAGUCGCCAAGUAAAGGAUACGCCUCCACCAAGUCUCCAGACCGGCACAGCCGUUCCACAAAUUCUCCCUCCACUCCUCGUUCUCGACGAACCCAGGCCACGCCCAGCAAUAGAGAUCCCUAUGGCAACACCUCCCUCAGCAGCAGCAGCAACUCAGGCUCUUGUAAAGGAAGUGACUGCAGCCCCACCAAAGGUCGUCACCAGAAGUACACAUCAUGUACAGACAACCAUGGUAUUCGGCCCCCUCCACCAGAGCAGUACCUCACACCCCUGCAGCAGAAGGAGGUGUGUAUCCGACACCUGCGGGCCAGGCUAAAGGAAACCAUCAACACACUGCAAGACAGAGACACAGAGAUAGACGAGCUAAGAGGCCAGCUUUACAGGAUGCAGGAGGACUGGGUUGAGGAGGAGUGUCACCGUGUGGAGGCUCAGCUGGCCCUGAAGGAGGCCCGUCAGGAGAUACAGCAGCUCAAACAGGCUGUGGACACCGUCCGUUCCAGGCUCAGUGAUGCAGGUGGACCCAGUGGGGACAUAGGGGUCCAGAAGUACUUCCAGGACAUCAACACACAGAACCACAAGCUCGAGAACCUUUUGCUCAGUAUGGAAUUAGCCCAGGCUGGAUUAGCCAAAGAGGGGGAAGCCAGACCAGGCUGUCGGACCCGUAUUGGGGGUUCGGCUCCAGCGUCGGUAUCAGGGGAAAGUCCAGGGGUAAUACCUAAAUUGGCAGUUGGAGGGAGGGGGUCUUGCUCCUGCGAUUGUUCCCCAGCCCGUUCUCUGACCCGGAGCUCCACCUACACUAAGCUAACUGAUCAGGCAUUAGCAGACCAGAAUGGCAAUGCCCAGGACUUUCCUUGUCUGUCUGGUGAUGGCACCCAGGACAGUGGGUUUGUAUGCUGUGGGGAGAGCAGCGUUCCCAGCCGGGCCAACUUGCUGCUGGAGGCCGCCUUCCUCUCUGAGGAAACGGCAUCUUUACUCAACUCCUACACGCAAACCUUCUCCCAGUCUCUGCCCCACUCCCUGCCCAACUCUCUGCCUCACACCUUCUCCCAUACCUUACCUCGUUCUUUCCCUCGCAAUUCGUCCCACUCCGUUCCCCAGACUAUGCCUCAUUCAUCCACCUAUGAGAAGCUGUGCACAGGCGAACGGCUGGUGCCCUUUCGUUGUGGCCUGGGUGGAGUAAACUGUAUGAGCCACCCCUGUCUGUCCCACCACCACCUGUACCUGCACCCCCUGCGGGAAACAGGCAUUCAGACUGAGAACUGUCCCAUCGCUGCAUCAGCAGGUUACCCUUCUGACCUAGAUACCAUUGCAGAGCAACGCACUUUCCGCUCCCAGGCCUGCAGCCCCACCUCCACCUGGAUGUCUGAUGAGGGGGAGGAAGACCUGGACUCUAUCACCACCACAACUUCGGUAACCACAGCGACGAUCAUGAGUACGGCAACAGAGCCAAUCCCAGUCUCCAAAACACCAUUGGUCCCUUACUUACCACGGUCUGCUACUGUGGCGUGUUCCAUGGAAAGACCUCUGUGUGGGACGAAGGAGGGAGUGGAGGAAGAAGAAAAACAGGAGAUGGAAAAGGCAGAGAAGGAAGUUGAUGCAACAGAGAUGCAUAAUGAAACAACAGAGAUCAAGCUGGAGGAUGAAGGGCAGCAGGGGCAAAGUCAAGUUGCAGUGAAGGAGGAGGCAGCACCAGGAAAACUGUGCGACUUAGCAGAGACAUCAGCAGGAAUGGAGGGUAACCUUAGAUUUGCAGGCUGUUGUGGAGAAAGCAGUCAGGAUGGGACAACUCUGAAAAACCUCAGCAUGGAAGAAGUUGGUCUGUCAGCAGGAUCAACUCAGGUUGGGACAGGAAAAUUGAGUCCAAGUUCCCCAGAAUUAUCACCAGAUGUAGAACAGCCUCAUACCUCCCAGCCGAGGAGAUCUACUUCCCACAAGGAGAUAGCUGGUGUCACUGUUGUGGAGGUGCAUGAUGACGACGAUGACGAAGGUGAAGUUAAAGAACAAGGUGGAGCAGGGGGUGCAACAGUAGAGGAGGGAGAAACGUCUAACUCUGGGACUAUUCAAAAAAGCUACUGGAGUCGUCACUUCCUAGUUGAUCUGCUUGCAGUGGCCAUCCCUGUGGUGCCAACAGUGGCUUGGCUGUGCCGCGGUCCAGUCCGUGAUGGGCAGCCCAUGUAUAUAGGGUCACUGCUGCGAGGCUGUUGCACUGUAGCACUGCACUCUCUGCGCAGGGGAGGUGGAUUGAGGCAUUACCCCGCAGGCGGGGGAGACUUGGGAGGAUCCCAGAUAUGAGAGGAGAAUAUGUUCAACACCACUAUGGUCCACAACUAUAACCUCUCGAGUAUGGGUCUGGGUCCUUAGCUUGAAGGGAAAUACCUAUGAGGAGAGGAAGAUAAAGUCCUGCAUUUCCCAUCAAGGCUUAAAGCUGAGGGAGGCACCAGGAACAGGAAAUGUGCAUUCAUGACUCAGUCCUCUGACCUUUAAACUGUUGCGUGUGUUCCUAGACCUUAUUGUCCCUCAUCCUCUGGUUCCUGCUGUUGCUAACAAUAUGUCUGCUAACACUACUGACUUUGUGCAAAACUAAAUGAGCUGACUGAAAUUAAUGAUCUGUGCUUGGAUGUUUGAAGCUGAUUGUUUUGUUUUCAAGUACAGGGAAAAUGUUAAAUAUUCACUGUCGUUCUACUAGUCCGACUCAUAUCUGGCAUGUUUAAAUAACCAUGGUGUAGAUGAGUGUGUACAUGAAAUAUGAUAAGUGUAUGUACACAUGUAUAUGUACACAUGUAUAACCAAAUGGACUUGCUGUCUGUAGUAGACGAGCAACCCUCUGGGUGGAAAAAUUUAGGGAAAAUCCACCCUAAUUCAGAAUCCAUGUUUCCUCUAACUGCAGAAAGUUUGGGCUUUUCUUUUGAGUCUGACAUCUUCAAGACUGAAAGCAUGGAGCAUAUUGACAAACAAGGAACGAUAAAGUAGACACAGAACUCAGGUUGAUUCUAAAGAUAGAAACACAGUGAAGUAAGGCUGCCAAGAACUAUUGACAUUUUCCAUUCACACCAGAAAACCUGUUAAGCCAAAUGCAGAUGACUGCUGACUCCACCAUUGUUUUCCAUUAACGCAUGUGUGAUCAGCUUUUCAUGGAAUUAGAACCAAGUCCAGUUGCUCCCUAUUCAACACCCUCGUGGACUGCCUUGCAGUUUUGAACAGUUCCACAAAUGCCCACAAGGUGAACUAUCCUUCAUUAACUGAACAUAGUUCAUAUGAAGGACGUAAAGUGCUGAAAGUUUCUAAACAUUAUGUCAAGACUUAGUCUGUAAUGUGAUAAAAAAAUAAAAGUGACCUUCGAUGCAGAUCACAGGAUUACAUUUUAAUAACUAAGAGAAAACCGUUGAUGGUUCUUUUAUUGGCCAAAUAAUGAUUUGAUAGUAAAACAAAAGAAGACAAUUGUGAUAUGGCUCGCAAGGGAUUCUUUAAUAUCGAAUGCUCUUUUCUUCGAAAUUUAUGCAAUAUAAUCUCAACUAAAUGUGAAUGGGAACUGGGGGUUCCACUAAGCUCACCAUGUCUCUGCUCUGAGAGAAUAUGAUCCCAUCUUCAGAAGUCAAACAGAAUCAAGCUCAAUUUCAAUGACUCCAAUGUCCCAAGUAUAUUAUAUGUAUUCACUGGACAACUAGUUGCACUUAUUUUAUGACUGUAUAUAUAUUCCUUCUAUACUGAAGGAUCCCUAUAGGUUUUGACUGUCCAACCACAGCCAGCUUACUUCAUACAGCCAUUAAAGGAGUAGUUCACCAUUUUUCAGGGAAAUAUGCAUAUUCUUAAUUAGAUGAUGGACAUCACUCCCAUGUCUCUGUUAAAUAUGAAGCUAGCAGCAAGUGAUUAGCUAAUCUUAGUUUAUUUUAGCAUAAAGACUGGAAGCAGGGCGAAUAAAUAUGUUUUUUUAGAUUGUUUUCUAAAAAGAAAGAAGAAUAGAAUAUCAAUUUACACAUCCGUUUUUCAUUGAAUGAACCAACAAACAAAGAUUAUAACCUAAAUAGUUAAUCGAAUUUGUCAAUCUAUUUCCAAAGUAAACUACUGAAACAUCAACUCAGUUAUCCAGAACCUAAAUCAAAUCUGUUCACUGGUAUACCAUCAAACAAACAUUUUUAAUAUAGUAAUGUUCAAGUUUCAGUCCAAACUUAGAAGGAUUAGGCCUCCCAACAUGUGGCCAGCCAGCUCUGUUUGUUCAGAAAGAGUGACCCAGGUGAGCUAGUUUCCUGUAUAUAAUCUGUGGGUGGAGCCACAUGAAGCAGGGGGAGGGGAUGUUCCACAGCCGUUGUUCUCGGGCUUUAGUCUGUAGGAGAUAGUGAUGAAAACAACAUGGACAUUACGUUUUAGGGUGGAAUUUUGCCAUUACUCACCCACAUGGUUAGUCCUUGAACCCUGAAUGUUGCAUUUGUAGAUGACUUCACUGAAAUAUUGAAAAAAAUGGAAAUAACAAGUUGAUUUUGGGUUACUUUCAUUUCACGACACAGAAAAUCUUGUUAACUGAUCAGGUCAAGAUAACUCAUACUACAAUCAGACCUGCUUGUAGAUACUCAGUGCUACGCUUUGGUGUAGAUCUGAAUCUGAAGUGAGUCGUGCUCAGUCUGUGCGCUGCGCUGUAUAUUUCUGCUAACUCUAAUGCUCCUGUGGUUGUAGUUUAACUGUCACUCCACUCGUGCGUGUUUCAAGUCCACUGUGCAAUAGUCAGUCACUGCAGAUAAAUCUGCAAAGCAUUUCUAGACACGAGUACUACGUGUUAAAUGAACAAGGUUUCUGGGUUCGAGAUCGGCGUGUUUACUUUGUGUGUUUGUAUUAUGAGAGGACUUUGAUGAAAGUGACACAUCAUUUUGCUGAUCUUGUGCUGAAGUUGAAUCUUACAUGUGAAUUAAGGGCAAGUGAGGAACUGUAAAAUUUAAAUUUGUCUGCCAGUCAGAGACUUUUGAGCCAAUCGUGGAUCAAUAAUAAAAAAAACAUCUGGACACAAACCUGCAAAAAUAUUCUGACAUCAGCUGAUCUGUGCAGUUCUUUAUUGAAAAAUUAAGUAGCACAAAUCUUUUGUUUUGUUUUGUUUUUUUUACUAUUUGGUUGGCAUAUUUUGCACAUUGUUCACUUUAAGAAUUUUAAGCAAUUACUUGAAAGUUGAGAUUGUAUGGAUAUCCAAAGUAUUGUGUCCACUGAGUUCCGACUAAAUGUCCUGUUGGUCUGUAGUGUGAAUCAAGUUUGACAGUGCUGAUAAUGUUUGAGGCAAAGAAGAAGCAGGCACAGUGUAAAAAUAACGCAGACAUUUCAGGUAGAUCUUUAAAAUUACUAUUAUAAUACAUGUCAUUGUUUCUGUGAAUACUGCAAACCAGCUGCCUUCCCUCCACGAGAAGAGCUUCUGAUCCGAGCUCUUUAUAUUUGUCCACAUUAUGUAUUUACAGGCCAUAGGAACAGUCCAAAAAAGAAUCAGUGUAAAUGCUGUUGUAAAAUCAUACACAGGUAGAGAAUGAGCAGUGUUCAAGCUACACUACCUUGUCAAAACUGUCGGUUUGUUGGACAUCAGUGACAAUCACGACGAGCCUCCCCUCUCCCACGGUCGGUCCGGGUUCGGUUUCUACUUCAAUGAUCUGAAGGAGCCAUGAAUGCAGCAGCCAUUGAGAUCCAUGAACGAGGUUUGAAUGGAUGCCUUAGAGACGCACAGGACUGCCUCCUUUCCACCGGCCCACACGCCAUCCACCACCUCUCCUCAGCAUCACUCUUCUAUUGUCAGUGCAACGAGCAAUUUCAUGUUUAACAAAAAAAAAGCCAUAUGAUCCUGUGAGGGAGGAGCUGUGAGAAUGUUAUUUUUUAUCUCAAUAUUAAUGUGCUGUGUAACGAAAUGAUGAAUGACUGGGACUAUGUCUCUGUUUAGUGACAGCAGGAGACUCACACCAAAGUACAGUGCAGUGUGUCAGAGGAAAACCAAGGCCAGAUGCAGUGAACUUCUGAUGUGUUACCAGGUUUGGGUUUGGGAGUUAAGGUCUUUUGUGGGUAGCAGCAAUCAUCUCAGUCCGUUCGAGGAAACCAACGAAUCUCAGCUCACACACCCGUGAUUUACCUCUCUGCACAUCUGCAUUAUGUGGUCAUGUACAUGAGUGUCUGAUACGUUUAAUUUAUCAAAGCUCUUAUCGUCAAGUCGUUGAAUUUUUUGUUGAAUUUUUUUUAUUGUAUUGCAAAAACCCAAAGUCCACAUUUUUCUGUGCAAGUUAUCAUCUUGUUCGCACAAGUUUAGCCAAGUAUCUUGUGCAAACAACUCUAACCCCUUUUUUUUCUGCACAAGAUGCAACUUGUGUGCAUGAGAUCCAUGUCUUGUGCACAGAAGAUAAUAAAUGAUAUAUGAAUGUUAGAUAACACUGGUAUGGAUCUUGUACACAUUAUCUUGUUUGUACAUAUUAUUUAAUAUACUUUCCAUGUGUUUUAAAGUUAUGUUUGUUUAGACCAUUCAUCUUGUGCCCAAGAAAAUGUUUAUUUAUCUUGUUUGCACCCAAUAAUAUCUUGUAAAAUAUGGGGGGAAUAUAGGGGACUUAAUUUCAGUAGCUUGUUCUUUUGCUUUUUAAUGUGUGAUUAAUGCUGCUCUUCUUAACACAGUUAAGAGAAGUCUGUAUUAAACCUGCAUGUCUUCACUCACUAGUCCUGAUUGGGUUUGAUGAACACUCACAUCUUAAAUCUAUUAUUUUGUCUCUCACAUUUGGCUGAUUAACAGCUAACAUUCAAACACUCUGACCGUCACACCCUGAUGAGGCGUCCCACUCAUCAGGGUGUGACUGAUAGAUUGAUUUAAUUAUUGAAAGUGAUUCGACCCUGUAGCACUUUAUCCAAAUAUUGCAACGCCAAGGAGGCCGUUACUCUGAGACCGUCCCUGCGAUUGUCACUGUACCUCAACAGUGCAGUCACACCCCCCUCCCUCUCUUUUCCGUUUCUGUCCCAUAAUACACCUGAACUUCCUGCUGUUGUGUAAGGUCGUGUCAGUGUACAGUGUGAGGGAGUGACUGGUUGAUUAUAUAUGUAUAUCUUCAGACAGAACCUGCUGAAAAUUUCUCGGGGAAGACAGGAGUAGGAGGUGGGAGAGGUGUUUGUCUUUUGAUUUUAUUUGUUAUUGUCAAUAUUUAAAUGUGUAAUGUCAUUUAAUGCUUUAUUCCUUGCCUGGUUGUCUUUGAGUAUGUGUUCCACUGAAUAUGUAAUGCUAAUUAAUGUAUACAGAGGUUAUAUCAAGUCUUUUAACAUCAGCUGACAUCAUUAGUAUCUACAGAUAACGUCUUGUAAAUUAACUAUUUUAAUGGCAAUAGUAGUGUGAACAUUAAAAUACAUCAGUAGACGACUUCUCCAUUCACUCCCCCAACACACUACGUAAAAAACACAGAAGCCCCUAUAUUAAAAAGCAUGGAGCAAACGUU